Rhagoletis pomonella (apple maggot) is the source of this 348-nucleotide messenger RNA. RefSeq lists its product as uncharacterized. Lineage: Eukaryota; Metazoa; Arthropoda; Insecta; Diptera; Tephritidae. The record is from RefSeq and is a predicted model, not a curated record.
AUUUCAUUGCUGGACUCAAGGAUGUUUCGGUUACAAUACCACAAGCGGUGAAACGAGGCAGCAAUGCAUUGCUCAUAUGCAAUUACGAUAUGGAAAAUGAUACUUUAUAUUCGGUAAAAUGGUAUAAAGGACGUCGAGAGUUUUAUCGCUAUACACCAAAGGAAAAUCCGGCAAUGAAAGUUUUCCCCGUGGCCGCCGGACUGAAUAUAGAGCGCAAUCUCUCCAAUCAGAGCCAUGUCGUGCUGCUGGCCGUGCCACUCAACAUAUCCGGAAAGUUUACGUGCGAGAUUUCCGUGGAGGCGCCAACCUUCCAGACCGCCAUGGUCUCGGGUGAACUGGAAGUUGUGG